Messenger RNA from Brassica oleracea var. oleracea, 612 nucleotides. Its product is annotated as putative RING-H2 finger protein ATL61. Lineage: Eukaryota; Viridiplantae; Streptophyta; Magnoliopsida; Brassicales; Brassicaceae. The transcript has a single exon. Bases 1 to 612 code for a protein of 203 amino acids. The record is from RefSeq and is a predicted model, not a curated record.
AUGAGCCAGAAUAUGAUACUUAUUUGUGCUGUCUCUAUGUUUAUUAUUGGUUGGCUGUAUCCGCUUUCUCAUCGUGGUGACAAGAAUGCCCAAAGAGUUGUUUUGGUUGCUACUAUCGUUCUGGAUUCGCUUGGCUUCCUUGUACUACUGUGUGCCGGCGCUUAUAAACUUUACUUUGUUGAUGAUGAUGAUGAUGCCAACAAUACCAGCGAUGACCAUGUUAUCAUCAACAUCACGGAGUUGGCCAGCGUUAGCCCCUCCAUCCUCAUCCGAUCAAUCCCCGUCGUUGAUUUUAACCCUCGGAACUUUGAGGACGGCGGCGUCGAGUGUGUGGUUUGUCUCUCUGAGCUCGACGAAGGAGACAAAGCCAAGCUCUUACCGAGCUGUAAACACUGGUUUCACGCCCAUUGCAUCGACCCUUGGCUUGAGUCGCACGCCACUUGCCCUAUCUGCAGGACGAGAGUACGCCUGUUCCAAACUAACGAACCAAGUUCCGGCAAUCUAACUUGUUCUGAUGGGCAUUCAGCAGAUGUGACGGAGGUUGUAGUAAACAUCCCGACAACCUUGGAAGUUGGAGAUUCGGGCCCCAUUACAUCCCUGACCCCACUAUGA